Molecule: messenger RNA, 918 nt
Organism: Daucus carota subsp. sativus
Lineage: Eukaryota; Viridiplantae; Streptophyta; Magnoliopsida; Apiales; Apiaceae
Exons: 4
Coding region: 1-903 (300 amino acids)
Source: RefSeq, a predicted model, not a curated record
AUGGUAAAGAAAGAGAAAAGAGCUAAAGAACAAUCUAAAGAAUCCUUGGAUGAGAAGAAGCACAUAAAUGAAUCCCCAGCUCUCCUGGAAGAGAAUCCAGGAAUACCAGAGCCUGACCCCGUUACUCCAGCGGACACCAUUGUUUCCCGCCAGACGGCUCCACAACCCACAGAAAGUAGUACACAAUCUAAAAAAAGGUCAUCUGGAGCAGCACGAGGUGUUUGUGCUAUGCACAAAGUGGUGAUGAAGAAAGCGAAGGGAGAGAAAUUGAAUUUACGGUUCAAUCAAGUUGCAGUUCCAGUUGGAGACGAACGGCACAAACUGCAGUCCUAUAUAGGCAUGCUAGCAAGGACAAUGGUGCCAAUCGACAUUCCAAGUUGGCCAAAGGUUGACCCUGAAUUAAAAGAGAAAAUAUGGAAUGAUCUUGAGGAUACAUUCGAGCUGAUUCCUGAAAGUCGGAAGAGGAUUCUACAGUCGGCAGGCGCAAAAUGGAGAAAUUUCAAGGCUAAAUUGACAGCGGAAUAUGUGCAGCCUUAUGUUGGACAGAAGAAGAAGCUACAGAAGCCACCAAAACAAUAUGCUUUUGUCGGUAAGAAAGCAUGGAGACGAUUCGUUGCAGUUAGAGUCACAAAAGAUUGGCAGGAAGAGAAUAGAAAACAGAGUGAGAGAGUGGGAAAACGGAAAUAUCCACACCGAGUGUCAAGAAAAGGAUACAUCGGAUUGGAAGAAGAAGAAAUACGGUCAGGGAGGUUGGAGCCUGCUGAAAGGCCAGAUAGGGCAAUUAUGUGGAAAAAUGCCCGUAAGCCAAAUGACGGGAAUAUUAGCCCAAAACUGAAAAAGAAAAUUCAACAAAUUGUAAGACUUCUAAUUUUCUACUUCUUUCAUUUUCAAUAUCAUGCCUAAUUAAUUUCAUUUUUU